This is a messenger RNA of Cavia porcellus (domestic guinea pig), 2168 nucleotides long. It is a transcript of the gene Dcdc2b, whose product is annotated as doublecortin domain containing 2B. The transcript is spliced from 9 exons. Gene Ontology annotation, biological process: intracellular signal transduction. NCBI's taxonomy places the organism in Eukaryota, Metazoa, Chordata, Mammalia, Rodentia, Caviidae. The record is from RefSeq and is a predicted model, not a curated record. The coding region runs from base 832 to 1914 and encodes 360 amino acids. Gene Ontology annotation, cellular component: microtubule organizing center; microtubule.
UUGGGAAUCAGAGUGGCUAAAGCUCUGGAGAGUUCUGAGACAUCCAUGUUUAAAUGGGAUCUGUGCUAGGCAUGGUGGUACAUGUCUUUAAUCCCAGCACUUGGGAGGCUGAGGCAGGAGAAUCGCUGUGAGUUCAAGGCCAGUUUGGACUACACAGUGAGUUCAAAGCUAGGCUGAACUAUAUAUGUAGUGAGACUCUUGUCUCAAAAAAAAAAAAAAAAAAAAAAGUAAAAAGUAAAAGGGAUCAGUCAGGCGUCCUGGCACACUUCUGUAAUCCCAGCACUCAGGAGGCUAAGGCAGGAAGAUCAUUGUAAGUUUGAGACUAGCCUGGACUACAAAGUGAACCCAAGGGCACCUGAACCACAUAGCAAGACCCUGUCUUAAAAAGACCAAAGGAAAAAAAGAUCUCUGUGCUAUGGCAGGUGCUGUGUACCUACAAUUGCAGCAGUUGGGAGGCUGAGGUGGGAGGAUCACUGAGAGUUUGAGGUCAGCCUGCACUACCUAGUAAGAUCUUGCCUCAAAAAACAAAACUAUAGUAAGCUGAAACCUAACCUUAACUAAUUCAUGUGAGCCCGAGUUCAAAAGUAAAAGAAAAAAAAAAGAUCUCAGAGGCUGGGAUUUGCUCAGUAGUGUAAACGCCUGCCUGCUGAGCUUGAGGUCCUGAGUUCAAUACAAAAAAAAAAAAAAAAAAAAACGGAUCUCCUCUCACUGAGCUGCUAUAGGCUCUCUCUGCCUUCUGGGUGACAGAGCAGCAUUCCAUGUCUGGCUUGGCUCCCAGCCCAACCCAAAGUUGCCUGGCAACAGUUGUGCGACUCUGACUGAGGAUACACUAUGGCACAUGCCAAGCCAACAGCCAAGAGGGUGGUGGUGUACCGGAAUGGAGACCCCUUCUCCCCAGGCCGCCAGCUGGUGGUAUCCCAACGGCGUUUCCCCACUAUGGAGGCCUUCCUUUCUGAGGUAACCUCAACUGUGCAGGCCCCACGGGCCGUGCGUGCCCUCUACACACCUUGUGAUGGCCACCCGGUCACAGACCUGGCAGACCUGCAGAAUGGAGGGCAGUAUGUGGCUGCUGGCUUUGAACGAUUCCACAAGCUCCACUAUUUACCUCCUGCAGGGAAGAAUCCUGGUGGGAAGAGCACCAGACUAAAAGACUCUUCCAUGACUCACCGGUGUGAUGGGACCAUCAGACAGUGGCUACCUGCAGGUGCCCCCUGCCAUGUCCAUGUGUUCAGGAAUGGGGACCUGCUAAGUCCCCCAUUUAGUCUGAAGCUGUCCCAGGCUGCCAUCCAGGACUGGGAAACCGUGUUGAAGCUGCUGACUGAGAAAGCAAAGUUGCAUAGUGGGGCUGUGCGCAAGCUCUGUACCCUGGAGGGGCUUCCUCUGUCUGCAGGAAAGGCUCUGGUGAGCGGCCAGUACUAUGUGGCUGUUGGAGAGGACGACUUCAAAGCCCUCCCCUAUCUGGAGCUGCUGGUACCCAGCCCCUCUGUGCUCAGAGGCUGUUGGUACCCCCCAGACGGGAAACACAGACCUAGAAGGCAGGGGGCCCAGGGCCACAUGGCACAGGCAAGUGAGCUCUCUCCAAGGGAGCCAGAACGAACUGAGUCAUCUGCUGUCUAUGCCAGACCCCAACAGGCCAUUCAGCCAAGAAGCAAGCUUCUCACUGUGUCAUUGCCAUCAGGAGUUAAGGGAGUGUACAGGGCUCCCCAUCCGAGGACAGAGACAGCAGGAGCCCAGGAAGUAGACAGUGAGGACCCGUGGACAGAGGAGCCCUUGGAUCAGAGGGCAGUCCAGACAGAAGAGGCCCUGCCCUCUCAACAGCAGCGCGAGAUGGGGGCGAGGACUGCAUCCUCAGCCUCAAUCUCUGCUCCACCACUCCAGAGCCAAAAGCUCCAGAGAAACCAGAGAUGCCACUAGAUAACCACCUUUAUCCUCAGCCUCCAGCAGCCUGUCCUUGAGGAGCUGCACCUCCCCUGAGCUCCGAAGGGAUGUGGGCACCUUGGCUUCUUUCUUUAGCCCACAGCCCAGACUUCCCUUCCUCUCCGAGCACAGCAGGCCCAGCUGUGGAGGCUUUUACCUUAUAGAGUCUCUGGGCACAGAACGUAGUUGACUGAGUUUAGUAGAGAGGCCAAAAUGUGAUAAGUUUGCUAAAAUAAAAACAUACUUCCUAA